AUGGAAAUUACUCAAAUAGCUUCAGAAGACAUUGAUUGGGUGAGCCUCCUUGCUGGUUCCUCCAUAUUUGGCAACCAAAAGAGCGAGUCCUUCGCAGCUGAUGAGAGUAGUGGAGGAGGCAAAAAUGGCAGCACUAGACAUAAAAGAAAAGUUAGAAGGAGCAAGAAAGCUAUUCCCCCAAAGAUUGCCUUCCAUACAAAGAGCCCUGAUGAUAUUCUAGACGAUGGGUACAGGUGGCGGAAGUACGGACAAAAGGCUGUGAAGAACACCAUCCACCCCAGAAGCUACUACCGCUGCUCAAAUCAUACAUGCAACGUGAAGAAACAAGUCCAACGGCUCUCAAAAGAUUCAAGCAUCGUGGUGACAACAUAUGAGGGCACCCACAACCAUCCUUGUGAAAUGUUCAUGGACAGCUUCACCCCACUGCUCAGGCAACUGCAAUUCCUCUCCAGAAUCUAG
Molecule: messenger RNA, 459 nt
Organism: Corylus avellana
Lineage: Eukaryota; Viridiplantae; Streptophyta; Magnoliopsida; Fagales; Betulaceae
Source: RefSeq, a predicted model, not a curated record